AUGUUGAAAUCAGUGGACAGACAGCCUAUCGUGCUUGACAAUAGAACUGGAGUGAUCCAGGCGGGAUUUGCUGGAGAUGAUGAACCAACAGCUAUAUUCCCAAACAUUGUGGGUCGCCCCACGGGAUUGAAUGAGAAGGAAUACUAUGUGGGAGACGAAGCUCAGGCCAAAAGAGAUAAUCUUACUCUUCAUUACCCGAUGGAGAAUGGUAUCAUCAAAAAUUGGGAUGACAUGGAGAAGAUUUGGCACCAUGCUCUCUACGAUGCGUUGCGUGUGGCUCCUCAAGAACAUCAUGUGCUUCUCACUGACUCUACUAUUCUAAACCCAAAGUCCUAUCACGAGAAGAUGACUCAAAUCAUGUUUGAGACCUUUGAUAUUCCUGCUAUGUAUGUGGCCAUCCAACCCGUUCUCUAUCUUUAUUCAACUGGUCUUACCACAGGUGUUGUCUUGGAUUCAGGAGAUGGUGCGAGCCACACGGUUCCAAUCAUUGAAGGUUACUUAAACCCACACGGGAUCGAACGUUACGACCUAGCAGGCCGUCACCUAACCGACUACCUCAUGGAAAUCAUGACCGAGCGUGGCUACACAUACACCACACCAUCCGAACGAGAGAUAGUCCGAGACAUCAAAGAGAAACUAUGUUACGUAACUCUAGACUACGAGCAAGAACUGAAGAAGGCAACCGCGAGCUCGGAAAUCGAUAAAACCUACGAGCUUCCUGAUGGUCAAGUGAUCAAGUUAGGAGCCGAGAGAUUUAGGUGCCCUGAGGUUCUUUUCAAGCCUUCUUUGGUCGGGAUUGAAACUUGUGGUAUUCACGAGGCGAUUAACAAGUCGAUCUUGAAGUGUAAUUUUGAUUCAAGGAAGGAUUUGUAUGGAAACAUUAUUAUGAGUGGCGGUACGACGAUGUUCCCUGGAUUGGCACAGAGGUUAACCAAAGAGAUCGCUGGGCUUGCACAGGCUUGUAUGAAGAUUAAAGUUGCGACUCCUAAGGGGAAGUGUGGUUCUUGGUACGGAGGCUCUAUUUUGGCUUCUUUAAGCACAUUUCAACAGAUGUGGAUAAGUAAGGAAGAAUAUGAAGAAAGUGGAGCGACGAUUGUUCAUCGCAAAUGCUUCUAA
Molecule: messenger RNA, 1116 nt
Organism: Arabis nemorensis
Lineage: Eukaryota; Viridiplantae; Streptophyta; Magnoliopsida; Brassicales; Brassicaceae
Source: the annotation of a GenBank genome assembly